UACUAGAGAGAGAAGAAAAACGAAGAAAGGUAACAGAGAGAGAAAAGAAGAAGAGUGUUUCUCACAUCGCAUGGCCUCCAUGCCCUUGGGGCACCACCACCAACCACCGCUGGCGCCGCUUACGCAACCAUCUCAACCGCCACAGUUUCAGGCGCAACCUGAAGUGGCUCGCCGGAGCUCCGAUGUGGAGACUGACAAGUUGCAGGAAAUGUCAGCUACGGUAAUUGAAGGGAAUGAUGCAGUCACUGGCCACAUAAUUUCCACCACAAUUGGAGGCAAAAAUGGUGAACCAAAACAGACUAUCAGUUACAUGGCAGAACGUGUUGUAGGCACUGGAUCAUUUGGAGUUGUUUUCCAGGCAAAAUGCUUGGAGACUGGGGAGGCAGUGGCUAUUAAAAAGGUCUUGCAAGACAGGCGGUACAAAAAUCGUGAGCUGCAGUUAAUGCGCUUGAUGGAUCACCCAAAUGUGAUUUCCCUGAAGCAUUGUUUCUUCUCUACAACAAGCAGAGAUGAACUUUUUCUGAACUUGGUGAUGGAAUAUGUCCCUGAGACAAUGGACCGAGUUAUAAAGCACUACAAUACUAUAAACCAGAGAAUGCCUCUCAUCUAUGUGAAACUGUAUACUUAUCAAAUCUUUAGGGGAUUAGCAUAUAUCCAUACCGUUCUGGGAGUUUGCCAUAGAGAUGUGAAACCUCAAAAUCUUUUGGUUCAUCCUCUUACCCACCAAGUUAAGCUUUGUGAUUUUGGGAGUGCCAAAGUUCUGGUCCGGGGUGAAUCAAACAUUUCAUACAUAUGUUCACGUUAUUAUCGGGCUCCAGAACUAAUAUUUGGUGCAACAGAAUACACAACUUCUAUUGAUAUCUGGUCUGCUGGUUGUGUCCUUGCUGAACUUCUUCUAGGACAGCCAUUAUUUCCUGGAGAAAAUCAGGUGGAACAACUUGUGGAAAUUAUCAAGGUUCUUGGUACUCCAACUCGAGAGGAAAUACGUUGCAUGAAUCCGAAUUAUACAAAUUUUAGAUUCCCUCAGAUUAAAGCUCAUCCCUGGCACAAGGUUUUCCACAAGCGAAUGCCUCCUGAAGCAAUUGACCUAGCAUCAAGGCUUCUCCAAUAUUCACCUAGUCUUCGCUGCACUGCGCUGGAAGCAUGUGCACAUCCUUUCUUUGAUGAGCUUCGUGAGCCAAAUGCCCGUCUACCUAAUGGACGUCCACUGCCCCCACUUUUCAACUUUAAACAGGAAUUAGCUGGAGCAUCACCUGAACUGAUCAAUAGGCUCAUCCCGGAGCAUAUUAGGCGGCAGACUGGUUUCAGCUUCUCUCAUUCUGCCGGUACAUAAAUGUAAAGGGAUAAUGAAACAAGUCAACCGGUAUAGUGAUCUUUGUGAAGUAACAGACGGGCUGUUUGUGGCCUAUAUAACUGGGGGUUCCGGCCUAAUCUGCAGUUUUUCCACCCCCUGUGAAGAUGUAUACAUGUGCUGGCUGCUCGGCAUAACGUUAAAGUUGGUGAUUCUGUCUAAUAUUUCAUUCUAGUUGAAGCAUACUUAUCCCCACAUCUGUAUAUUGUUUUGGUCAGAUUUCAGAAAUCUAGGAGUAUAAAAUGAUAGCAAUCAUGUCUACGUAGGUAGAGGAGCCCACCUGAAAUUGAGGGGCCCCUGUAGUAGUUUGGCUUGCUUUUUUCGUGAUCAUAUUGAUGAUGUUGUUUCUAAUGUGGUUAUGACAAUCUCUUAAUUCAAAACUAAAAUUUUCUUCAAUUGCU
Molecule: messenger RNA, 1752 nt
Organism: Abrus precatorius (Indian licorice)
Lineage: Eukaryota; Viridiplantae; Streptophyta; Magnoliopsida; Fabales; Fabaceae
Product: shaggy-related protein kinase eta-like
Exons: 13
Coding region: 71-1333 (420 amino acids)
Biological process (GO): signal transduction; protein phosphorylation
Cellular component (GO): cytoplasm
Molecular function (GO): ATP binding; protein serine/threonine kinase activity
Source: RefSeq, a predicted model, not a curated record